AGACAUGAGUGCAUAGCUCACAAGGCAAGAGGUUGUCCACAGAUGGUGUCACUUUUGGGCUGCUCCUGGGACCUUCUGAGUGACCAUGGCUGGGGAAAUCGUUUAUGCUGAUUUAAAACAUCUUGGGGAUGUUUCUUCUGCUGAGAAGCAUCGUGCACCUGCCUUGUGUCCAUGGUGGCACGGGCUCCUCCUCAUAGCCGGUGGGCUGGGGCAACUCAUCCUGUUGGUCCUGGUGGUGCUGCUGAAUGUGCGGGUUUUUCAGUGCUCCCUGCAGCCAGCAGUGACAAGCGUUCCACAGCUAGGCAGUGAGAUCCAGGGAAGGAACCAGAUGGAGCAGUGCAUGUUUUCAUCCCUGGUGCAGUAUUUCUGCAAGCCCCGAGGUGACAGCCCCACAGCCUAUGCUGGCUGCAAGCUGUGUCCCCAGGACUGGCAGCUCCACGGGGAGAGAUGCUACUGGCUUUCUGAGGAAUUGGGAAACUGGACUCGAGGCAUGAAAAGCUGUGAAAAUCAGGACUCCCAGCUGGUGGUGCUCCAGGACAAGAAAGAGAAGGAGCACAUCAAGACUAUUGCAGGCAAAAGCCCACCACCGGUGUGGAUUGGACUAAGGUCACAUCAGAAGGCAUGGAGAUGGGUGGACAACACACCUUUCAACCCCAAAAUGCUUGGCACCUCUCUGCAGGAGAUGGGUGAAGGGUGCGGGACACUGAGAGCCAAGGACUUCGAAGUUUAUAGAUGUGAUGCUGAACACAAAUGGGUUUGCAAAAAAAACCCUUUCCUACUCUGCUCUGUUACAGCAGGAGAUGAGGAGAAAAGCAAUGCCUCCAUCUGACAAGCACCCACCGCAAAACGCCCAUCCCACAAGACACUUGCUGCCAUUAUUUGGGGUGAAAUAGCCCCAUCCUCACUGUUACAGCUUUGUGGGAGAUUAAAGGGUUUGCAAAUCCUCUUGCCAGGAGGAUCAAGACCAGUUUUGGGGGCACAGAUGAGCCCCUGAGCUGGAGAAUCAGAAAGGUCUGUGCCUCAGGCACAGUGUUGAUAGAGCUGUGGCAUCAAUAAAAGCUUAUCAAACUGGUUUGCUUCAAUUCAUUGAAAUAACAUAGGCAAGAGCACAGAUGGCACAUCAUGCAAAGUUCAUAUAUAAACAUUGCAAAUUUCAACUCAAAACAGCUUUUGUGAGUGACAGAUGUUACCCAUAUGCAUCUCUCCAGGUACAGCUGAGAGUGUCAGCACACUGAUGCAGGCAGCUGGGUUUUGCCCAAGUUUUGAGGAU
Messenger RNA from Corvus hawaiiensis (hawaiian crow), 1270 nucleotides. RefSeq names its product killer cell lectin-like receptor subfamily G member 1. The transcript has 6 exons. The record is from RefSeq and is a predicted model, not a curated record. Lineage: Eukaryota; Metazoa; Chordata; Aves; Passeriformes; Corvidae. The coding region runs from base 86 to 829 and encodes 247 amino acids.